AUGAGCGACCCCGGCGCCCCAAGAUUCGCUGGCUUGACAGGCCACAAAUUGUCACUUGCCAUUUCGACAGUGGCGACGACUGGUUUCUUGCUUUUCGGAUAUGAUCCCAAACCAUUCAAUGAUGCAUUCCCCCAAACCCGUGAUAAUGCGACGCAACAGGGUUUCGUACCUGCUAUCUAUGAAGUUGGUUGUCUGGGAGGUGCAAUGGCUAUCAUUUGGUCAGGCGAUAUUCUGAGCCGUCGCAGAGCCAUUAUGUUAGGCGCAUUUAUCAUGAUCAUUGGUGUCAUUAUCCAGGUCGCCGUUAUUCCAGGCCAUGGGGCAUAUGCCCAAUUUAUCAUUGGGCGAAUCGUUACCGGCAUUGGCAACGGUGUCAACACCUCCACAAUUCCAACAGCUGAUUUCAUGGCCAUGCUCCUCGGCGGUGUCAACAUGAUCGUCUACUCCAUCUUUGCAACUUCAUCCUGGCUCCUGAUUGAACGAUGCUUGUCUAUGGUGAUCACCUUCGCAUGUCUCAUACCGGGCACGCGACAGGCUGCCAUCGGCGCCGCGGUCGGUCUCUUCAUCUACAUCGCCAGUUUCGGGCCCUCUUGGCUGCCGCUACCAUUGCUGUACCCAGCUGAGAUCUCCCCCAUCAAAAUCCGCGCCAAGGACAAUGCCCUCUCCACCUGCUCCAACUGGCUGUUCAACUUUAGACAGCCCCGCCGCAGCCUGGAGGAGAUCGGCAUUAUCUUCGCAAAGGGAUUCCCGGAGAAUAUCAGCUACGCUACCGCGGCCAAGCAGCUGCCAUAUCUCUCCGCUGAAGAGAUUAAGCAGAUGAACGAGCAUAAUGAUGGCUCAAAUGGGAAUGGGGGCGUGCUUGUGGUUGAGGGGGAGAAGCAGGAUUAA
Molecule: messenger RNA, 885 nt
Organism: Blastomyces dermatitidis ER-3
Lineage: Eukaryota; Fungi; Ascomycota; Eurotiomycetes; Onygenales; Ajellomycetaceae
Product: hexose carrier protein
Exons: 7
Coding region: 1-885 (294 amino acids)
Biological process (GO): carbohydrate transport; transmembrane transport
Cellular component (GO): membrane
Molecular function (GO): carbohydrate:proton symporter activity
Source: RefSeq, a predicted model, not a curated record